This is a messenger RNA of Vitrella brassicaformis, 2421 nucleotides long. The record is from the annotation of a GenBank genome assembly. Lineage: Eukaryota; Vitrellaceae.
GGCUCGAUUGAAUGGCAAUGUCCAGCGAGGUUAUUUGUUUAUAGGUCGGCGAGGAUCUCAGCUACCCCCCACCAGCGACACCGGCGGAGCUAGUCGCGCAGGGCCUCGUGACUCUGCCAAUCACAUCAACCUACUGUCCUUCGGGACUCCUGUCUUCAUCGAUAACCCUAGUGGAAGAGGCGAGACACGAUACAUUGAAUCGUCGCGCUUUUGCUGCACUCUUUAAACACCGUUACUGCCGCACGAAGCGGCUCGAGCCGGUUCCCAGGCGCCUCAAAGAGGGCCACCCCGCAACCACCUCUCCAAACACGGCCAAACACAGCCGCAGGAGCAUACGAGAACAUCUAUGGCGAGCAGGCUGACGUGGCCACCCUCGCGACCGAUUGAAUUCCUCAUCUUGAUCAUCAAACGCCAUCGCCCGGAAGUAUUGGCACUUGCUGACUCCCUCCGGGAUAUCCACCCAGUGCUCAUACUGCUCCUUGUCCACCUCAGCAAACACUUCGGUCACCGAAUCGUCACUUUGACCUGUGACAACCCGCCAUUUCUGUGCGCGAGUGUCCCCGUUCCACGGAAAGUGCAACGUCAGAAUUGUCACUUUGUUGUCAGCAUCCAGGGGGCCGUGGGCGGCCAUGCCGGCAUCCCAGUCCAGGGGCCGUUGACUGCGCGAUCAGUACCACGAUAUGAGCUCUAGCCUCCACUCUUCAGGUCCCAAUCCAUCCUUAUCAGCUCUUUCCCAUCGCUCGUUGUUUCGAUGUAGAAGGGAUUGGAGAAGAGGUUGAAGAACUCGUCUCGGGUUAACCCCAGACAAUACACACCGUUACCGUUGGGCACUCGUCUGUAGCUGUGUGGUUAAGUAGAUGCAUGAAACGGGCGACGAAGUUCGUCUAAGCAUCAGUUCGUAUCAAGCAAAUGAGGCGAAACAAUACAUGCAGAAACAACGGACAGCGCUCGUUGACUGCGAAAAACAUGUCGCACACUGCAAACAAGCGCGAGACAUGCAACAUGACACGCACAUUCAGAACCCAAGUCCAGCCAGCCACCUUACAGCCCCGCAGCGGGACUGGUGUGGGGGCCUGUAUGGCCCGCGGCUGACGAAGUCCUCCGGAAACGCGCUGGCCCUCCGUGGCCCUCUAGCGGCCGCCGCGCGCUGCGCACGACUCGCCACUUGAAACGCGUUGUGCUUCAUCAGCUCGACGAACAGGAGCUGGCUCCAGUGGUUGACGAUGCUCUCUCGGAAAACUGUGUCCUCCAUGGGAAUGGAUGUGGGGCGAGGCUUUCGCUUGGCGAGCAUCUUGAGAAAAUCCAUGGUCUUGUCUCCCCAUCUGCCGAAUGUCUCCACAGCGAGGGGCACGAAGCGGAGGCCGGCCGCUUGGGUGAUUGGUCCAUACUUGUCGAUCUUGUCUUUCUCCGCAAGCUGAGCCGCCUUGCCACCUGGGAGCUGUGCACCACGCCGGUUGACUGUUCGGUGGAAGGGAAUGGGGGAGUUGUCAGGGCGGCAGGGGUGGGCGACGGUGACGUCGAGCAGGUAAUCACUGCCAUCGAUCACACAAUAGAUGUCCAUGCGCUGGUUGUUGGAGUUGUCAUCAGGCGGGGUGAUGCCGAGGCUGUGCAGAGACACCUCCACAUUGGAGGGAACAUCUGCUUCGGCCAGGAUGCGAACAAACAAGUUGCGCAUGUUGUUGUGUCUCGUGACUCGCUCACGGCCCGUGUGACACACGUAGAAGUGAUCGCCAAACUUGUCCACCUCCCCGCCGCAGAUGCAUCGCUGCGAGACGGUUGCGUGCGGGAGGGCAAUGCCGAGACACCCGGCGACGGCAUGGCAAUACUGGAAGUUGUUCAGUGUCUUGCUAUCGCUGGAAGGGAUUGCUGACAGCCAACCAGAGGAAAGAGGCCCUUGGCAGCUCAGAAGACGGCUGCCUUUGGCCCUCGCAUAGAUGCCUGUGUCGUAUGAAUGCACCAGACGUGCCUCCAUUGGAUGACCAUGGCUAUGGAAAUCCAAGUCAUACUCAACACCUCGUGAGCUAUGCUUCCCUGUGGCGUUUAUCGUCUCGAACCCGUUGUCAAACAUGCUGAUCCGGUAUUUGCCGUCUGGUUUGCCCAGGUCUCUCACCUACAUAUUAUGAAGCUACACGUGACCGCUACAGGAGUGUGGUCUCAUGUCGCUCACGUCAUGUUGCCCUGCGAAACGCCCUCUCGUAUCGUCCAUGAUCCUAAACGUCGAAGAAUUACACGACAAGGCCUGCACAUUUUGUGACCCAAAGUCCAGCUCACUUGAAGUUUCCGCCCUUUCCACCGAGGCGCCACAGAACCUCGCCCGUAUCUCUGCAUAUCGGCACGUACACGAGUCAGUGCUAUGGAUGGUUCUGAGCUAAAGCUGUCCGCACACCUUUCAAUUUUGACAAUUUGCGACAUUUUUUCAUU